Ectocarpus sp. CCAP 1310/34 is the source of this 2406-nucleotide messenger RNA. Lineage: Eukaryota; Phaeophyceae; Ectocarpales; Ectocarpaceae. The record is from the annotation of a GenBank genome assembly.
AUGUACCCAAAAGGCCCUUCCGUCAUGUUUUACAACAUGUUCCUCGACGAAAACGUGCGCUCCAGCCUCUCCGAGUACGACGCGCUCUCCACCGUCGAGUGGGACGUGCUCGUCGCCAGCGACAACUCCUUCGAGGAGCUCUACCACGCCGCGCUCCGCGUGAACGAGGAGUUCUGGGUGAAAGGAAGCAAACUCGAGGGCACCUCGUUCCACUCGAGCGCUGAGGCGUCGGAGAUGUGGCAGGUGCUAGGCCACAUCAACGGCAACGCCAUCUACAACAACGACGACCCCGCGUUCGUCGAGUACGUGGAGUACACCCGGGCCCGCUGGGGAUACGAGCACCCGUACGACGUGGCGCUGUGGAUGACUAUCUCGGACUUCCCCUACAGCUGGCCUCUCUACCAGCGAUACUCGAGCAAGUUCAUCGUGACCAACCUGGUGGGGGACGGCAAUGUCGCCUCCAAAGCGGCCGCCGCGAGCACCGCCACCGCCACCGCCGACGUCGCCAAACAAACCCGUGGCCGAAAGCUUUCGGGUAAUACACCGAAGUGGAAGACACAGGAGAAGUGGAGGACCAGCAAGGACGACAGCCUCCCCAAGUGUAAACGCAACCAAAAGCGGCAUACGAGCAAGGACGACAAGGUCCCCAAGUGGAAGACCAACCAGAAGUGGAAGAACAAGUUCUCGGACGGAGCGUGCUCGUCCAGCUGCGAGUACACUAGCAGGGAUGGGACCAGGGGACGCGUGUGUGACGCGAACUGCUCGACCCCCGACGUGUACGGUACCCGCGAGUGCAACGCCAAGCAGGGGACCUACGGAGAGGAACGCCGCGCUUGCUUCAACGACGUCGACAAGGCCCGCAAGCAAGACACGCCUGAGAACCGUGCGAUCAUGUGCUCGUCCAGCUGCGAGUACACUAGCAGGGAUGGGACCAGGGGACGCGUGUGUGACGCGAACUGCUCGACCCCCGACGUGUACGGUACCCGCGAGUGCAACGCCAAGCAGGGGACCUACGGAGAGGAACGCCGCGCUUGCUUCAACGACGUCGACAAGGCCCGCGAGCAGGACACUCCUGAGAACCGUGCGAUCAUGUGCUCGACCAAGAGGCCUGUAGAAGGCUACGGCCGCCGCCUGACUCCCGACGACGAGAGCGACCCUCUCCGCAUCGCGCGUAGCCUCGAGACCUUGCAGGAGGACACUUCAUCCCCGUUGCAAGAACAGGAGCACCGUCAGCUGUCAGGGAGUACGCCAAAGCGGAGGUCACAGGAGAAGUGGAGGACCAGGAAGGACGACAGCAUCCCCAAGUGCGUAUUCCGAAGCGGUGGAAGUGCUAGCAGGUGGAAACGCAACCAGAAAUGGCAGACGAGCAAGGACGACAAGGCCCCCAAGUGGAAGACCAACCAGAGGUGGAAGAACAAGUUCUCGGACGGAGCGUGCUCGUCCAGCUGCGAGUACACCAGCAGGGAUGGGACCAGGGGACGCGUGUGCGACGCGAACUGCUCGACCCCCGACGUGUACGGUACCCGCGGAUGCAACGCCAAGCAGGGGACCUACGGAGAGGAACGCCGCGCUUGCUUCAACGACGUCGACAAGGCCCGCAAGCAAGACACGCCUGAGAACCGCGCGAUCAUGUGCUCGACCGUGAUGCCGGUGGACGUCUACGGCCGUCGCCUGACCCCCGACGACGGGAGCCGCCCUCUUCGCGAAGCGAAGAUAUUCAGCGUGGAGGAUAGCGAGGAGGAAGCAGACGGUGUCGAGGGAGAACUUGCAAACGUCGACGUCGACCGGGAGGACGUGAUCUCUUUCUUCGAGGAGGCAGCCAAACGACCGUACUCCCAGGACCUGAAGCGCCGCAACCUGUGCGCCUUCGUCAGCGGUCGGGUGGGCGAGGAGACCAUGUGGGAGGUGACGGUGAAGAUCAUCUUGCAGUUCAUGCCGGGCAUGAGGGUGGCCAUCGCGGCUGAGGCGGAGGGACUUGACACGUACGAGAGGUCCAUGGGCGGUCGCCCGGGCGUCACCGUUUCCGGCACCCAGAACCUCGCCACGGCGAGCCUGUUCGCAGACCAGUACUGCGGGGCUGGCGCCGCCCUUAUCCUGUACGUCAAGCCGGGGUCCGAUCUCUCCCGGUUCUUCACCUCCAAGGACACCCACUCCCCGCGGGGCGACCUCUUGGUCGUGCACACGGGCUUUCAGGGGAGCUACCACGACGCCCAGCUGAGGCGCCGCUCGGUGUCGGUACUCGGGUUCGAUGCGCCGUCCUUCACGGACGGUACCGACCUGAUGCUGCCCGUCGGUGCCAACGAAGACCUCCGGGAGUCGCUCGGGCUAAGGCAUGGUGCCAGCCUGCAGCACGACGGCGACGGGGCUUCAAUGGUCGCGCUUCAGGAAAUGGUCGAAUUUGACUAA